AAAUAAUAAUUCUGCAUUUUGUUGCCUUUUCGGAUAGGCAGAAAAGCCAAGUCAUCUCUCCGUCCGAGGGAGACAAUAAGCUCCCCGUUAAACGAGAGCUCCAGAAAUUUUAAAUAUUUCCAAAUUUCCACCUAGUUCGCAUUGAGAUAAAGAGAGAGAGCAGAACGUCGCAAAGGAAGAGAGCUGCAGGUCGGUUUAAAAUCGUGACAAGCAGAAUUUUAAAGAGGGAAAGAGUUUUAUCUUCAGACCGAGCGCAUCCAGAACACACGCAAAUUUGAAGAAAGAGUCGUCUUUGUGAAAGGGUUGCUCGCGUCGUAACUUCCGAGCAGAACCGUUGCCGUUUGGCAGGAUGAACGAUACGGAGCAGAAAUUACCCCCACGGCAGAAAACGACCGUCCCCACAAUGAAGAAAGUGGGGAAAGGAGAUUGUUUUCAUGAGAGAGGACGAUUUCCUCAUCACUCCGUCCAACUACGUGAGCCAACACCACGUGACGAUAACCACGUGCAGUCCCCCUCAGAUAGCAGCAGGUCAUCAAAAGUCAAGAAAUUACCGCAAAUUGGCAAUAAGAAGAUCUUCCCAUGCAAAAUAUGCCUACGUCCCUUCACCAACAGAACCAGUGCUCACCUCCACGCCCGCACUCACCUCAACUCCGACGAGCGGGAGCGGUCUUCACUUUUCCAGGAGAAGUGCCCCCACUGCAAAAAAGCGUUCUUCGAUCGUCACUACUUUACCGACCACGUGGCUCCGCACGAAGGCCGGAAGAACCACGCCUGUCUCAUUUGCAACCAGAAGUUCGCCCACAAAACGGAUAUGACCCGGCAUCUCUUCGUCCACAUGAGCGGCGAGGAGCGCGCGGAGGUGCGGCAGGGCUGGCGACACGGCUGCUACUUCUGCAGCAAACGGUUCAAAGCUCCAUCUAAGCUCAGUCGUCAUUUGCUGGUCCACACCACGGAAAAAGUGGGCGGGCGAUGUCACACUUGUCGAAAAAGUUUCACCUCCAAAGAUUCUCUGACCAAUCACCGGUUCUCCCACCUCUCCGAAGACGAGAAGGCCGCCCUCGUGAAGCAGGGGACGGGUCGAGAGUGCUUAUUCUGUAAGAAGAAAUUCCCUGAUAACCGCACUUAUCGUUCUCACCUGGCCUCCCACACGAAAGAGAAACCUUUUCCGUGCGACCAGUGUGAGAAGCAGUACAGUGCGAGAAGUAGCUUAAAUCUGCACAAGCGCAUUCACACUUCGAACCCAAAACGGUACAAAUGCGACGAAUGUGGUCAAGCCUUCAGUCAAAAGCAUCACCUGGCCAGACACCAGAAGACGGUGCACCGGAAGUUGAAGGACAUCGAGUGCCCCAAGUGCGGCAAGAUGUUCGGGACGAAGGGUGACAUGGUGGAACAUCUGAGGGGUGUCCAUCUCAAAAUCCGGCACCCCUGCCCCCACUGUGGGCACAAAGCCACGCAGAAAUCCAAUCUGAAGAGACACUUGAGGAAGAUUCACCCCCAAGAAUUAAGCCCUGCUCAUCCAAAACAAUAAUAACUUUUAUACCUUGUAUUGUUAUUAAUGCUUUCUUGAUUUCACUGUUUAUGACGAGUUCAUUGUUCUCGUAUGACUGAUAAAAAUGGCAUAAUCGAAUUUUUAAUUUGUAAUAAUGACACACUUUUUGUUACCGUGUUGACGAUUUUUAUGUAGUAAAGUAUUUCCGUUUUUUUUAUAAAA
Molecule: messenger RNA, 1711 nt
Organism: Folsomia candida
Lineage: Eukaryota; Metazoa; Arthropoda; Collembola; Entomobryomorpha; Isotomidae
Product: zinc finger protein OZF
Exons: 2
Coding region: 350-1528 (392 amino acids)
Source: RefSeq, a predicted model, not a curated record